Messenger RNA from Zonotrichia albicollis (white-throated sparrow), 4088 nucleotides. Lineage: Eukaryota; Metazoa; Chordata; Aves; Passeriformes; Passerellidae. The record is from RefSeq and is a predicted model, not a curated record.
AGCUUUAAGGUCCCUUCCAACCCAAAUCCCAAUCUGGGAUUCCUUGAAUUUCUAAUUCCCAGCUCAGAGGGCACAUCCCAACAGCUUUGUGAGGAACGCUAACAGAACAGUCCCAGGAAUGCAAGAAGAGGCUUCACAUCACAGCGAUUUCUAAGCUGGAUGUCAUUUUUCUGUUCCUCUUGUCCAGCCUGAAGCACAGCUCAGCACAGGGAGAAGCUCACGGGAGUAUCCCCAGGAUCUUCUGGGAUGUUUGGCUUGUGGCACGUGAGGAUUUUACUAGCAAUGACACAACUGCUCUUCGAUAUCUAUUUCCUGCUAUAAACAAUUCCAUAUAAAGCAUUUCAUAGAAACACAUUUUGUUAUGCAAACACACUAAAAGAGGAAAAACAAUGUGAGUAUAUAAACUGACUGCAAAUGAUUAAUGUGGCAGUAAUUAGCCAGAGGAGCAUUAAUGGGCUGUGAGCAAUUCAGAUAAGCACAAGGCACAUGCCAGCCAGGGAGCAUCACUCGUGACACCAGAGACAAAGCGGAGCCGGAAUCAGGGCUUGGCUGAAAACGUUGUCAGUGGAGGACAACAAAAAACUGUUUUUCCAGCACAAAAGACAAAAGGCAGACAAGUCACCUUCCUUCCUUAAGUCACCUCCCAAACCAAAUCAGUCUGGGAUUCCGUAACUCUUGGAAAUAAGGGUUAAAGAAUAAUCAUCCACAGAGGAAGGAAGAUUUCAAAGCCUUGACCACAUACACUAGACAAGUUCUAAAUUAGGAGGGCAGUUGAUGACUGAAUCGUUUCUGCAGAAGGGUGUAAUGAGGGGGUGGGAAAACCUCAAGGAGAGAAAUAAAGGGAAGUUGGGCUUUCUCACCUCAGAAGAUUAAUUUUGCUUCUGUUUUCUCAUGGUGAGUGAGAACCAUCCAGUGUCUGCCCAGCCUCGUGACUCUGGGAACUGCACAUUUAGAGAUGGUUCCAGUAUUGCCCACAGACUUUGCCCAAAGAAGUGAUAACUCUCCUUGAGCCACCUUACACCUCCUUGAGCCACCUUACACCUCCUUGGAAGCCCCAAACUUGCUGUGUCCAUGCCCAGCUUGAACCAGAGCUGCCCUUUUCCCCCUGAUGUGGCUCCCUGGUGCUGGGAAGGGCAGAGGAGGAGCAUCUCUGGCUGGUGCAGAGUGUGUUUGCUUCCUCCUCAGGCUGGAAGUGACGCUGCUUUUCCACCUCUUCCCACCCAGCACCCACCCGUGCGUGGGGUCCGGGGCUGGGGCCUCGGGGGAUUUCUGGCAUUCCUCAAAAGGGGAAGGAUGGCACCUUCUCCUCUGCAGGGAAGCCCAGUCAGCGAGUUUUGGCUCAGGCAGAUGGGAGCAAGCUAUAUAAAGCAAGCAGAGCUGGCUGCAGGGCACUGCAAGCCAGCAGGGCUUUCCCAGGGUAAGUGGGGAUGGAGGAUUGCUUUCCCUCUUUUCCUCCUUUCACCAGGAGCUGUGCAAGUGCCAUGCUGGGAAGCAGGAUUGAAGGAGAUGCUGCUGAGAUGCCAGCCCAGAAGAAGAGCAGCCCUUGAGGGCUGAACAUCCCUCCAAUUUUUCUCCCUUUCUCCUGAUUCUGCUUUUCUCCACCUCUCCCCCAUCUGAUUCCCAUCGCUUCCCAUCCCUGAUGCUUUGUACUGAGACAAGGGGGCAUCUUUACCCCCUCAUUGCUCCUACUCCCCAGAGAGAGGGAGAACCUCUGCUCCUGGAUGAUGAGGAAAGAAAGAAGGGGUUGGUAUAACAGAGAAUGGUUUGGUUUCCUCUCCCAGAGCCGUCAGAAGGAUGAACUCUCUCCUCGGCCUCUCCGUGCUCUUUGUGUGGGGCUUGUCCCCAGCCCACGGGAGCCUCCUGCAGCUGCACCAGAUGAUCUCAGAGGCGACAGGGAAAAACGCUUUUCUGUACUACGGCUUCUACGGCUGCUACUGCGGGCUGGGGGGCAGGGGGCAGCCCAAGGAUGCCACAGACAGAUGUUGCCAGCUGCACGAUGCUUGCUACCACAGCCUCCUGAGGCACGGCUGUGAUGCCAAGGCACGCUCCUACUACUACAGCUGGCACCACGGCAGGCUCUCCUGCGGGCAGGGCUCCCGGUGCGACUUCUUGUCCUGCGAGUGCGACCGCAGCCUGGCGCUGUGCCUGAGGAGAAACGCCCGGAGCUACCAGAGACGCUACAGGUUCUACCCCAACUGGCUGUGCCGGUGAUGGGAGCUGGGAUGCGGCCCCGAAACGCCAGGAGCCACCAGAAACGCUACCGAUUCUAUCCCAACAAUCUGUGCCCGUGAUGGGAGCUGGGAUACGGUGCGAGAUCGCCCUCCAUCCCUCUGCCUGUGCUGGCCACAACCAGAGCCGCUGUAAAUUAAACCAGCGCGGAAAUAAACAAUGUUCUUGUUCAACGUCCCCGGUCCUCUGAGAGCUGCUGCUGCUGGGCAGGGAGAGAAAUCCCCGUAAAUAAUCAACAUCUUCCCAAAACUUUCCAAGAACUCGGGCUCGGCCCCUGCGUCACCCGCGGCAGAGGGGGCUGGCCGGGGGAAGGGGCGUAGCACUCCCGGCUUUGGGACGGACGAGUCCUCCUGGAGCUUCCAGUCGGGCUGCGCACGGAGGGCAGGCUCUGCCCGGCAGGACAGACGGACAGCGAGCAAGGGCCCCGGUGAGCAGUGCCCCCAACUCCGCUGCUGUGGGGAGAAAAAUCCGGGGGGAUGUAGGGAGGCGGCAGCGAGCGGCCCGUGCCGGUGGGAAAAGUGAAAUCGCUUCCAAAGGCAAAAGGUGCGGGGCUGCCCUGAGCGGGGAGAGCUGCGCUGGAUGCCAAAAGUGAUGGGACGGGAGCUGGGAGGUGCUGAGGAGUGGCACAGGAGGUGAGAGAUGCUGAGAGGUGGGACAGGAGCUGGAGGAUGCUGAGGGGUGGCACAGGACCUGAGAGGUGGGACCGGAGCUGAGAGGUGCUGGAGGGGUGGCACAGGAGCUGGGAGGUGCUGAGGAGUGGGACAGAAGCUGGGGGAUGCUGAGGGAUGGCACAGGAGGUGAGAAGUGCUGGAGGGGGGGCACAGGAGGUGAGAGAUGCUGAGGGGUGGGACAGGAGCUGGGAGAUGCUCAGCAGGUGACACCACUCACUCUCGGCCAAGAGGCAGCAAGGCUGGUGCGAGGGGGCACAGCUGCUUUCCUCCCUCCAGAUUUUGGGGUUGAUCCGAUUUCAGAGGAAGCUUCUCACGGCUGCUCCUAUCAAACUCCACGCUGCCUGGCUGAGCCUGCCCCCUGUUUCUCCUCCCAGGCCCAGGUGAGAGGAAGAUGAAGGUCCUGCUGGUGCUGACGAUGCUGUUUGCCUGCAGUAAGUGCAUCCCCGACCCACAGACGGGAGCCAGGCUCAUCCCCAAACUCCUGUGCACUCCUCAGGGGGACUCCCAGCAAAGCCUCCUUCCCUCCCCAGUUCCCCAGGCCUCACAACUCAUAACAGGCACAUAACUCACAAAAAAACAAAUCACAUUUUACGGUCACUCUAGGUGUGUUCACAGCGCACGGGAAGCACCCACGUCCGUUCACACCGGGACUCGAGGGAAGCACCGUGGGAAACCUGACUGCGCAUGGAUGCUACAGGGGAUGGGGCACCUCGAGGGCUUCGGUGGAUCGGUACAGGCAACGCUGCCCCAGAGGGCUAACGCUGCUCCAGAGGGCUAACACCGGUCCCACAGGGCUAACGCUGGGUAACCCAGGGGCUCUGCACCACCCCAGCAGCCCCCGCUGAAGCUUUGCAAAAUGCAGACCGGGUGCUUGGCAGCAGCAGCAGGAAGGCAUCGGGUUUUGGGGAAGCAGGGAAGGUGAUGCAGGGCUCACCCCUAACUCCAUCCCGGAGAGGGUGUGCCCGGUCCGUGGGAUGGCACCAGAGCAGGGGGACGUUCCUGGAGCCGGGAUGCGGGGCAGGGCUUGCAGGGGGGAGCAGAGGCUUGGCGUGGGAACGGGCAGGACAGAGGAGGCUCUGGGCGAUGCAGAGCAGGAGGAGGCAGAGCUGGCAGAGCCUGUGUCGGCAGCCGGUGCCACACGCAGGAAAUGGAUUUCUCGGCUGUCCGGGUGCCACGCUCCCGACGAGG